AUGUACUCCCCAUACUCCAUUACACAGAACACUCACGUUCAUUCACCCCUCACCCAGCGCCACAAACUCUCCCUCCAAUCCAGACCUCCUCACAGCCCCGUCGUCCUCCCUCUCCUCCGUCUACCGCCGGACAACAGUAACUCAUACCAGCGGCCUUUUUCUCUCCCUCUCCUUUCCUCGUAGCACCUCUCUCUCUCUCCCUCGUCCUCCACGGCUCCACGCAGCAGCAGGCCAGAGCAGCACGCACCAGUACCCCCGCGUAUCGCCCUCCACUCCGCCGUCGCUCAAGCUUCAAGGUCUCGCAGCCCCUUCCAUCCGCGCAGUCCCUAUUUUCGCCGUCCAGCCCCGCCGUGUCGUCCUCCCUAGAUUUGUUGUCAGUGAUGGAGCAUGGGUCACACUCUGAUCAGAGUAAAUCAACUUUUUCUCUGGCGGAUGAGGAUCAUACAUUUGCAAAUUCUAUGAGAUUCACAUUAAAUCAAGAUCCAAGAGUUACAUUUUGUGGGUACAGCAUUCCUCAUCCGUCAGAUAACCGCGUUAACAUCAGAGUCCAGACAACAGGGGAUCCGGCACGAGAAGUUUUAAAGGAUGCAUGUCAAGAUCUGAUGCUUAUCUGCCAACAUGUAAGGAGCACUUUUGAUAAGGCUAUCAGUGAUUUCAAAAAGAGCGAGACUGUAGAGAUUGAUGAUUCUGAAUAGUAGUAUUUUCUAGUUAUAUACUUGGUUGUUAUUCUGUGGUUUGUUGAUUCCCCACUGUGUAUGGUUGGUAUCAAAAGUUCAUUAAUAUAAAAGCCAGUUUUGCUUUCAAUGAUGAUGUGUUGGAGACAAGACAAGGGACCUUCUAUUCCUGUUUGUUACUUUGGUUAAUACACUAGUCUUUUAAUUUUUUCUUUAGCAAA
Arachis duranensis is the source of this 895-nucleotide messenger RNA. RefSeq lists its product as uncharacterized. Bases 381 to 695 code for a protein of 104 amino acids. The transcript has 4 exons. The record is from RefSeq and is a predicted model, not a curated record. Lineage: Eukaryota; Viridiplantae; Streptophyta; Magnoliopsida; Fabales; Fabaceae. Gene Ontology annotation, cellular component: RNA polymerase I complex; RNA polymerase III complex. Gene Ontology annotation, molecular function: DNA-directed RNA polymerase activity; protein dimerization activity. Gene Ontology annotation, biological process: DNA-templated transcription.